GAUCACACCACUGCACUCCAGCCUGGGUGACAGAGCAAGAAUUCGUCUCAAAACAACAACAACAAAAACAAAAACUAUUUAAAUGAGACAGGGAGGGCAUUGGGGUGUCUGUGCCCAAAAUGAGGUCUGGUGUCACUCAACCCUUUCUUCAUUCACUCGGCACACAGAUACUGAGCACCUGGAAAUGCACCCAGUACACAGCCAGUUGUUAGGGCACCAAAAAGAUAAGGCAUAGGACCAGCCUUGGGGAUCCCUAGUUUAGGGCUGCGAAGGGUUUUUAAGGCAAGAUCCCCUGGAGCGGCUGAGGCAGUCCUAAGCCUGAAGGGCCUGGCUCGGGCUCCCUGGCAACCACCGAGCGUCUUCCCCUUCCCACCCUGUCCCUCAGCACAGCUGCUGACAUAAACCUACUACAUGGCUGGUUGACCAUGAGAUGUGGCCAUCAAUAGACAUUGCUGAAGCAUGAAGAGCAGGUGGCCAGGAAGCUGGGGGUCAGGACUCCAGACGCAAGCCGCCCUCCUCAACCCCAGCUCUCACCGUCCUCCCAAGGUCCAGAUAAUGGAUCGUGCAUUUAGGUUCCCAAACACUUGCUGUGCAACAUGCAGUAGACAAAGCAGACCAAAGCCUUUGCCCUCAGGAGGCUGGCAUUCUAGCUCAGGAGCCAGCCAAGACAAUGUCGCACUGAAGAAAGACAACAAAAGUGAGAUUCACGGGAGGGAUCAGUGUGGCUGAGGCACCCCGGAAGGCCCUUGGAGGAGGUGACUUUGGGCAAAGAUCCAGACGCCAGGUGGGUGGGGCCAAAGCAGAGAAGAUCUGGAAAACCCAACAGCUGCCCAGGGCUUCACUUUUGCUAUAGGAGGGGAAAUGGCACUGCUUUGGAUUCUUCCUCGGUUUUGUCCAUUUCUCGGUUCCCAACAACAGACUGAACAGUAGGAGGCCGGUUCUCUGCUUACAGCGGGUGCUGCACCCCAUGCGCAGCUCUCGAGAAAAAGGAGAGCAUGGACCAAUUUAGUGACUCCAAGGUAUGAAAGCAGUGAGAUGGUGUCUUUGAGGGAGUUAGUGAUAGGCUGAGACCUCCUUGCUGUUUCCCCUGAAGCCUGGUGACUGGAGCUGCCAGGAGGCCACACAGAGAGAGGUUUAUGAUGGGAGACCUGGAAUUCAGAAGGGGCAGAGUGGUCAGGUGACCCACACACGCCUGAGAAAACUGAUGUGGAGAGGCUGUGUUGUCAUUCUGAGGCAGGAAACAGACAGACAGACAGACACCGGCACAGUGAGAGACAGAGACAGAAUCACAGAGCAGAGCUGGCUUCUCACCAGCAGGCGUGGGCACACCUGAGGAAGCAUCCAGCGAGGUUAGAAAUCUUCCUUAGGUCCUCCUGGGAGACUCAGGUGACCCAAAUGGGAAACAUGAAAGGCUGGGAGGAUUCCCAGGGCUGAGAGAAGGAAGCUACGCAGCCGGCCGGUGCCACAUUCCUUGUGCCUCAGGGAGUGCCCUGCCCCCCAAUGUCCCCAGCCAUGCACCCUGGGGGGAGUCAGCUUGGACAUCUGCGCCACCCCUUGACAGGCAAAGUGGGGGCCACAACCUGGGUCCUCCAGUGCCAGCCAGCAGAGGCUGCUCCCAUCCCUUGCCUUCCUCCUCCUGCUCCUUCCUCCAGUGCUGGAAAGGUCAGAAGCCACCACCAUGGAACUAGAGGGGAAGGAGAGGGAGAACAGAGGGGCCCCUCCUUGCAAAAACUAAAACAAGCCCACAACCUGUGCAGAGCCGCACCUGGGUGUGAUCACUCCUUUUCCCACACACCCACUGCCACAUGGAGAUGGCUUCAUGGCUGCGGUCACGGGCCACCCUGUGUUGUCAGAGCAUCUUCCCAGCCCCUCACCUCCUCUGGUGUGGCCUCACCUCCAGCCGGGAUGCCCCAUUAGCUGCUCACCCAAGCUGCUAGAACCUCAGGCUAAUGGCCCUGCCACCUGCCCUCCUCCCCUUCCGGCUCACUGCUUAUCCCGGGCAUCCUCCAUCAGCCCGCUGAGGGGACUGCUGAGCCUCAGAGACAUCUGGCAGCGCCAGGAGAGUCUCAGAAAUCGAGAAGCCUUCUUCCUCUGCACCACCCAGCCAUGCACCCUGGGGGAGUCGGCUUGGACAUUUGUGCCACAUCCUAUCUCCUGUGACACUGCAGGAGCUUCCCUGGUUUUGAGAAGUGAUAUGGUGGAGAGAAAGCACAGGACUAGGGGCCACAGGUCCUGGCUUCUCAUCCAGGCUCCGGGGCUCCCUGGCUGCUGCCUUCCUCUGUGGGCCUCCGUUUCCUCGGUGAUCCCAUCAGGCGAAUUCUAAUCCUCCAGGCAGGGCUGGAACCCGCAAGUGAUCCCAGGAGCCCCUUCUCUCAGGAGCCCCAAGAUCUGAGACCAGGGAGCCAGCUGCACACAGGAGUCCUGCAGGCCAGGACAGUGGCCCCAUGGACCUGCCCCCGCAGCUCUCCUUCGCCCUCUAUGUGGCAGCCUUUGUGCUGGGCUUCCCGCUCAACGUCCUGGCCAUCCGAGGCGCGAGGGCCCACGCCCGGCUCCGUCUCACCCCCAGCCUGGUCUACACCCUGAACCUGGGCUGCUCCGACCUGUUGCUGACAGUCUCCCUGCCCCUGAAGGCGGUGGAGGCGCUGGCCUCCGGGGCCUGGCCUCUGCCGGCCUCGCUGUGCCCCGUCUUCGGGGUGGCCCACUUUGCUCCACUGUAUGCUGGCGGGGGCUUCCUGGCCGCCCUGAGUGCAGGCCGCUACCUGGGAGCGGCCUUCCCCUUGGGCUACCAAGCCUUCCGGAGGCCGUGCUAUUCCUGGGGUGUGUGCGCGGCCAUCUGGGCCCUCGUCCUGUGUCACCUGGGUCUGGUCUUUGGGUUGGAGGCUCCGGGAGGCUGGCUGGACCACAGCAACACCUCCCUGGGCAUCAACACACCGGUCAACGGCUCUCCUGUCUGCCUGGAGGCCUGGGACCCGGCUUCUGCCGGCCCGGCCCGCUUCAGCCUCUCUCUCCUGCUUUUUUUCCUGCCCUUCUCCAUCACAGCCUUCUGCUACGUGGGCUGCCUCCGGGCACUGGCCCACUCCGGCCUGACUCACAGGCGGAAGCUGAGGGCCGCCUGGGUAGCCGGCGGGGCCCUCCUCACGCUGCUGCUCUGCCUAGGACCCUACAACGCCUCCAACGUGGCCAGCUUCCUGCAACCCAAUCUGGGAGGCUCCUGGCGGAAGCUGGGGCUCAUCACGGGUGCCUGGAGUGUGGUGCUCAACCCGCUGGUGACCGGUUACUUGGGAAGGGGUCCUGGCCUGAAGACAGUGUGUGCGGCAAGAACGCAAGGGAGCACGUCCCAGAAGUAACGCCACCGCUCGGGGGAAGGAGCAUGAGGCAGGAGGGCCUGGCUGCUUCUCCAGGCCCCUGCGGAGGGCUGCUUCGGAGGAACUGCAGGGCAGCCUGGCCCGGAGGCCUCCCUGGAGCCACUCAAGCGGAGAGCGGCGCCUGCUGAGGGCAGCACCCCAGUCAAGAGAGGAGCACGGAGCCAAAGCACGGCGGCAGGGGGAGGUAAGCUUGCCCCUGCACACGUCGGCCCCUUUGCUCGUCUGUCUGUCUCUCCCCUCUGCACGUCCUCACCUGCCUGUCUUCAGUGGGCCGCGAGCAGAGGCCUUGUACUUACGGGAAGGAGGAGGCAAGCUGUUUCUGACCCACAGGUGUGGUCACUCCGGUGAUGCACUUGAGGACAGGCUAGGCUGAAAUCAGUUCUCAGGUGAGAACAUUUGAUUUCGGAGUAGGAGAGGAGGCAGGAGUCAGGAUAAUGACACUGUUAUACCAUGUGAAACUCGCAAGGGGGCAGCCUUGGAGCUGGGAACGGAGGCUGGCGGGAAAAGAUGUUUCAGCCGGGGAGGGAAAAGGCAAGGUCCCGCAGUGAUGGGCAGAGGCCACGCAGUUGACUCUUGAACAACGUGGGGAUGGGGUGCCGAACCCCCACGCAGUGGAAAAUCUGUGCAUAACUUUGACUCCUUCCAAAGUUAAACUACUAAUAGCCUAUUGUUGACCAAAAGCUUUACUCAGUAUAUAAACAAUUGAGUAAGACAAUUUGAAGCCAGACACAGUGGCUUAUGCCUGUAAUCCCAGCACUUUAGGAGGCUGAGGCCGGAAGACUGCUUGAAGCCAGGAGUUCAAGACCAGCCUGGGCAACAUAGUGAGACCCCCCCCCCCACCUCUACAAAUAAUAAAAAUAAAAAUAAUUAGCUGGGCGUGGUUGUGCAUGCCUGUAGUCCCAGCUACUCAGGAGGCUGAGAUGGGAGGAUCGCUUGAGCCCAGGAUCGAGGCUGCAAUAAGCCAUGAUCGCACCACUGCACUCCAGCCUGAGUGACAGAGCAAGACCCUGUCUCUGGAAAAAAAAGGAAAAAGACAUAUUUUGUAUGUUAUAUGUAUUAUGUGCUGUAUUCUUACAAGAAAGUAAGCUAGAGAAAAGUACAUGUUACUGAAAACAUUAUUAGAAACAGAAAAUACCUUCACAGCACUGUGCUGUAUUUAUCCAUACCGUAAGUUUAUGCUGUCAGUUUAUAACAGAAAGUGUCUGUCUGAAGCAGCAGUAACCACAGCUGCAGAACUCAAUCUAUGGUAGAUAUCAAGCAGUUCAACCUUUUUUUGUAAUAUUGUAACUUUUCUUUGCUUCUUGGAAGCAGUCUGGCAUCACUAGCAGCCCCGCAUAUGAGGCCCAGGGGGUUAUUCAGAGUUUACGGUAUUGCACUAAACGUGGUGAAA
Molecule: messenger RNA, 4755 nt
Organism: Rhinopithecus roxellana (golden snub-nosed monkey)
Lineage: Eukaryota; Metazoa; Chordata; Mammalia; Primates; Cercopithecidae
Gene: FFAR1
Product: free fatty acid receptor 1
Exons: 3
Coding region: 2445-3347 (300 amino acids)
Biological process (GO): positive regulation of calcium ion transport; positive regulation of cytosolic calcium ion concentration; G protein-coupled receptor signaling pathway
Cellular component (GO): plasma membrane
Molecular function (GO): bioactive lipid receptor activity
Source: RefSeq, a predicted model, not a curated record